Messenger RNA from Sardina pilchardus (European sardine), 2708 nucleotides. RefSeq names its product para-nitrobenzyl esterase. Lineage: Eukaryota; Metazoa; Chordata; Actinopteri; Clupeiformes; Clupeidae. The transcript is spliced from 9 exons. The record is from RefSeq and is a predicted model, not a curated record. The coding region runs from base 164 to 1951 and encodes 595 amino acids.
CACUCAUAAUGCUAUUAUAGCGAUUGCAUGCUUGUUGUUUGCUGAUUUGCUACAUUUGUGUUGGAAAUAUGAAUUCUGAUACUUUUCACUGUUAAAGUUCACGUUCAAUCCAGCGGAAAUAUGGUAUAACUUUAUUGCGUUCAUACCCCGUUAUAGAGUGAAGAUGAGUGAAGAUGUAUUUGAAGUUCCAGAAGGGAAUGAGUACCGUUAUUUGGUACAGGAAGAGGGAGAAGAGGAGAUCCAGUACUGCAGAAGGCAAUAUGUCAGCCCUUUCCUUGUAGUCUCACGAAGAUGCAUGUUCCUGAUCAUACUUGGUGUUGGCUGUCUGCUCACUUUGGCUGGCUACCUAGCAUAUGUGGCCCAGACCCUACCCCCAGGCCUGGUGGAGGUGACUACAGAGUGCGGAUGCCUGCGUGGACGCUGGAAGGAUGAGGUGUACUCUUUUAAAGGCAUCCCAUAUGCAGCACCACCAACUGGCAAAAGGCGCUGGCAACCGCCAGCUGAUCUCAAAGAGGAGGGCCUGUGUUGGAGUGGGGUCCGAGACGCCACCCGUUUCCGUAGCAUGUGUGCACAGGUGAGGCCCCUUAACAAGGCAGGUAAGGUGAUGGGCCAAGAGGACUGCCUCCACUUGAGUGUGUGGACACCCAGCCUCACGCCACCUGCCCCUCUGCCUGUCAUGGUGUGGAUUCACGGUGGAUACCUGCACAUGCUUAGUGGGCAGGAGAAAGGCUACUCUCCCACAGAGGAGCUGACCGCCCGGACGCAAGCCGUCUAUGUGAGUCUGAACUACAGACUCAAUGCAUUUGGCUUCAUGGCCCUUGAGAUGCUCAGAGAUGGCUCCCCCUACAACACUUCGGGGAACUACGGCUUCAUGGACCAGAUUGCAGCGCUGAAGUGGGUUCAAAGAAACAUUCAUGUGUUUGGAGGAGACCCAGGGAAAGUCACCAUAUUUGGCCAAAGCUCAGGUGGUACGUCUGUAUGGGCUCUUAUGGUGUCUCCGUUGGCAAAGGGACUCUUCCAUCGCGCCAUUGACAUGAGUGGCUCAUAUGUGUUUAAUGCCUCACUGGAGUCAGCAGAAAAGGACAACCUGGAGUUCUUGAGGAGGACAAGAUGCAAAGAUGCAGGCUGUCUGAGAGGAUUAUCAAUAAGCGAGGUUCUCAAGGCUAUUCCAUGGCAGGAGUACCCAUCUUGGGCAGCUGACGAGCUAGGAGAUCUUCCAGUCAAAGAAACUUUCAUUGGUCCAGUGGCAGUUGUGGAUGGUCAUGUCAUAACUGCCCCUCCAUUCGAGAUUUGGGAGAGUGGCAGUGGCUUCAAUGAUGUUCCAUUUUUGGUUGGAACUACCGAGCAGGAGACAGAUUUCUAUCCUCCCUAUCUGAACAUGAGUGUGUGGACCUGGGAAGAUUACAGGUGGCAUGUAACUCAGAAACUGACCCCAUUUGGAGCCAACAUCACUGCCCAGGCCCUGGAUAUGUACCCCAGCUCCGCCCCCUGCCCCACCUCAGACCGCUGUCCUGAAAGGCUCUACACCACCAUGACAUCAGACAUGAGGGUCACCUGUCCUAACAACGACCUUGCCAAGAGAGCUGCAGGCGCACUGAAAAGUCCUGUGUAUCGCUACCUGGUGACGUACACGCCAUCAAAAGAGGCCAACAUUUCUGGUUUUCCCUUCAAAGCUCGGUUCUCUUUUCACCUGUUAGACAGUUUUGCAUUUUUUGGAGGACUGAAAGAUGCCCUUGGAGUCCUGGAUGCAUCAGACAUAGCCUUCCAAGAAGUGGUUACUAAGUAUUUCCUUCAUUUUGCCAGAGAGGGGAAAAUGCCCGAGGAGUGGACAGAGUAUCCCUUAGGCACUGGUCUGCUGGACCGAACCUUCUCUGUGGCUCAGGAUCCUUCUGCUGACCACUGCAAAUUUUGGGAGCAGAAUGGCUUCUAUCCUUACGCAUGGAUCAACUGAUUGGAUCCACAUUUCUGAAGAACAAUCACCUUUUUUUUUUCACCACUGUAAUAUGCUGUGAGAAAGUCAGUUAGGAGGAAGUUAUAAUGAAUGUGUCUGAGCACAUUUGAGAGUAUGGGAAUUGUUUGUUUGCACUAUGAAGAAGAUUGAGAAGUGAUGCUUUGAAACAUUAAUAUAUAUAAAGAUCAUGAAGGGAUUAUUCGCACUGAGUAUCUUUAUGUCUGUGGUCAUAGUUUAAAUGAAAACCAAGUUGUCUGUGAUAGUGUAGUAGGUAUGUUUUAAUUUAGACCAUUUGCUUUUAAAACCAAUCUUGUGUAUUUUAAGGAACCCCCGAUUGGACUAAGUGUCAAUUCGAUUUAUGUGAAAUUCUGAAAUAUAUGUAAAUAUGUUUAUAAUGAUGCUUUGUUUGCUGUGCACUUUGUAUACCAGUUGAUGAAAGGGACUUACGUUCUUGGAGUAGAAUGUAAUCAAAGCACCGUGCCUCUCGCUGACACCACACCAACACCAGUCUCCUCUCAGGGCUGCCCUCUUACUCUGUACAUUAAAGGUGAAAUGAAGACAUGUAAAGAAGCUCUAGCCUCCCUUUCAGCAAGAAAGAGGGAGGAUGAAAGGUUUCCACUGAAGAGUAGAGAGCCAUGAGAGAGUUGACUUGGUAUUAGCAUGUAGUUGACUUUCAAAUCAAAGUAGCUCCUAUUUCUGUCCAUUCUUCCUCUCGGUGGUGAAGAGGUCAGAGCUGGCUUAUCUUAAGCAACUGUUG